GCUUUUGUUCGCUUCAAAAUAAAUAUUUCAUAAAUAAUGCAACCAUAUCUCAAUUAAGAGUAUAAAUCAAACAAAAAUCGGUAAAAUUAAAAUAAGCGCUCAGUGUCUGCUCAUCUAUUCAGUGAUUUCUUUUUUUAUUUGUUUGUUUUGACUUCUAAUUAAGUGUUAUUAUUUUUUUUCUGUGGUUUUAAAUAUGCUGGGAGACAAAGCAUUAGAACUCAUAAAGCAGAUACAGAGAUGUGAUUACUUGAAUCCAAUUCAAGAUGAAGUAAUGAAACAAGUGUUUGAAGAAAUGAAAGCUCUUUUUGAAGAAAAUCAAGCAGAUGUCAAUGCCUCCAGAGCUGGUGAAAGUCAAUAUCAUUCUGCCAUUCAGUUGCGGCAUGCUGUACUUUUGAGGAACCGGAGAUGUGUUUUGGCAUAUUUAUUUAAUCGCUUGCAGAUGAUAAGGGAUAUUAGAUGGGGCUUUGGAGCUAUUUUGCCUCUGGAUGUUAGAUCAUGUUUAUCAGAAUCUGAAGUAAAUUGGUUCACUUCUUACAGCCGUAAUAUUGUAAAUUAUAUGUCAGCUAUUGGAGGGACUGGACUUGACCUCUUCACUAAUAUGCAACCUCCAAAAUCUUUAUUUAUACAGGUAAGGUGUCUUUAUGAUUAUGGCGACUUUGAAACUAGUGAUGGAAAUACUGUGGUUUUGACAAAAAAUAGUACACAUUUUCUUCAACGAACAGAUUGUGAAAAGCUGAUUCAUCAAGGAGUUCUGGAACAUAUAACUGCAUGAAAUGUGUUGAAUUAUAAAUACUGUGCAUAUAUUUUAAAACUUGUCAUUAAGUACUUUAAAUACAUCUAUACACCAAUCUUGUGUCUUCUUUUAAAAUUAUCUAAAUUUAUUACAUUUAGUAAACACAAGCAUAUGCAUACUAAGUAUAAAAAUUUAUUUUUUUCUAUUUGCAAAGUUUUUGUUAGUGAGUUAGAGAUACUUUUCCUCUUUACAGUUCACUCAUUCCCUCCACACAUGGUGUUGUUCUUAGGUGUUGUCAGGCAUAUUUGAUAAUGCAUCAUCCCUUCAGCUCCCUUGCUCCAAAGAAGUUAUAGUAGCAAGCCAUUAGAAAAACUCUGUUUGGUUUGGGCAAGCCCUUAAGUUUUAUCAUUCUUUUCAGAUUUUCCGUUUCUUUUAGUAGAUUAAGAGUUCAUUGAUAGGUUGGAGGUAUGGACAUAAAGUGUGGUAAACUCCUAGUAAAACAUCCGUGGAAUAAAAAAAGCUGUUUGAAAAAGUGUUGGAUUCAUCGUGCAAAAUGAGCAAAAAUUUUUUAGUUUACUAGCGACAAUUGUGGGUGUAAUUUCCUAUUAUUGAUGAGGGCCGUUCCUCCAGAAUGAAGAUCUCUUCAUUUUUUUUAUUAAUUAAGUUUUCAGAUAUGUCUGUUUGAUAAAUGUUUACAAUUCCUUCUUUUGGAGACGUUAGCACUUUUUUUUUUGUCACAGAAUUGAGCAUCAGUGCUGUGAAGAGUACAUUACCAGCAAACCAGAACAAGGCAUGCCUUCACAAAAAAUAAUGUGAACACAAACUCAUUGCAUACUCAGCAGAACAGAGGCAGGAUUUUCAUUUAAAACAUAAAUCCAGUAUAGGGCACAAUGUCACUGGAACAGGAAUUAGAGGCUUCAUAUAGAGUGUAGGGUACACUAUCAACAGGAAAGGAACAAACAUUCACAAAACAGGCCAUUCCUUUACAAAAAAUGUUCUAAACAUUUAUCACAGGACAAGAACAGGCAUUCCUUGUACUAUGUUGGUUGCAGCUCUCAGGAGAACUCUCAAAAAUUAAUUUCUCUCUUGGAUAUCAGUAAGUUUUUUAAUCCAAUGAAAAAUUUCAAUUGCAUUACUACAUAACUCUUAUUAAUAAGAAAAGUACACUUCAAUAACAUUGUAAACAAAUUAUAAUUUUAUAAAUUUACUUAUCCAAGAUAAUAGUACAAAAAGCUUUCUGGAUAUGAGUAGUAAUAAAAUAAUUUUCGACAGUAACAUUCUUCAAAAAUUGUAUUCACUCUA
This is a messenger RNA of Argiope bruennichi, 2035 nucleotides long. Its product is annotated as DNA replication complex GINS protein PSF1-like. The coding region runs from base 194 to 772 and encodes 192 amino acids. The record is from RefSeq and is a predicted model, not a curated record. Gene Ontology annotation, biological process: DNA strand elongation involved in mitotic DNA replication; DNA replication. The transcript has 7 exons. NCBI's taxonomy places the organism in Eukaryota, Metazoa, Arthropoda, Arachnida, Araneae, Araneidae. Gene Ontology annotation, cellular component: GINS complex.